AUGGCUAUAUUAAAAAUGCUGAAGCGUACCCUGUGUAGAAACAUUGCAACAAGCGGAUCGAGAUUCGUGGGCAUCAUAGGACCCUUAACAAUUCCACCACUACAGAUUGCAAUUUUAUAUUAUUUCUGGCAGGAUUAUUCGAGGGUUGUGGACAAGCGGUACUGUUCCUGCUCGUGUUGGGACACUGUCUUUAAAGGUUCAUACGAAUCCGGCAUCGCUCCUUACAAACACAUGUACUUUAAUGCUACUUCAAAUAUGUUGAAAAUAUGGAUACUCAUUGUCAUUGGAGUAAUUGUGUUUUACGAAACAAUGAAACAUUUGGCGAAACUGGCUAUCAAACAGAGACUAAGACAAUCUAUGAUGCUCCUCUUUUCAACUUCUCUGUUCUCCAAUUAUUACUCAUGGUGGGUCUAUAUUAAUUAUUGGAACGACGACUUCUACUCUCAGUGGUAUCACCAGUUGUUUUUUACAAUUACUGAAUUAAUAUCUACGGCUUGGGUUGUCUCCCUUGCGGAUAAGAAAAAUCCAAUCACACACAGAAAGGCUUUCGGCAUUGCUGCGAUAGCCUUUUUACAUAUUGUGGCUGGUGGGUGGGAUCAGUUCUUUGAAAAUGUCGUUAGAGGAGAGGGUCACGCACACCAGGUCAUACGCGAUUUGGGUUUCAUGAUACCGGAUAUUCUCCAAGUCAUCAUUCCAUUAUGGCUGAUUAAACGGGAAAGUAUUUAUAAUAUCCAUCUUCCUAACUCAUUAGCGUAUAUGUCAAGUAUUGUGAUGAUCGGAUUGUGCAUUUGGUCAUUUCUGUUGUAACGAUAUCAUUAAGGAUAACAUAAUAAUGCGUAAUAGGCAGCAACAAAAUGAUUGAAAAAUCAACAAUAUUGUCAUGU
This is a messenger RNA of Atta colombica, 884 nucleotides long. RefSeq lists its product as uncharacterized. The transcript has 3 exons. Bases 1 to 807 code for a protein of 268 amino acids. Lineage: Eukaryota; Metazoa; Arthropoda; Insecta; Hymenoptera; Formicidae. The record is from RefSeq and is a predicted model, not a curated record.